This is a messenger RNA of Penicillium daleae, 1008 nucleotides long. Its product is annotated as U2-type spliceosomal complex subunit CWC24. The record is from RefSeq and is a predicted model, not a curated record. Bases 1 to 1008 code for a protein of 335 amino acids. Gene Ontology annotation, biological process: snoRNA splicing. The transcript has 2 exons. Gene Ontology annotation, molecular function: metal ion binding. Lineage: Eukaryota; Fungi; Ascomycota; Eurotiomycetes; Eurotiales; Aspergillaceae. Gene Ontology annotation, cellular component: U2-type spliceosomal complex.
AUGCCAGAAGAGACUGAAGUCGCAGAAGCUGUUCCCCAGUUCGGCUUCAAGAAACGCGCCAAGGGCAAAGCCAACUUCCGCAAGAAGCCCGCAACCCCGCCACCGGCCUCAGUCUCAGGGUCUGAUUUCACAUCAUCCGACGAUGAAGAAGGCCGGCGCAUCAAGAGGCGACGCAAGAAUGUGGCAGUGACAGCUUCAUCCGCCGCAAAUGCCACCAGGAGAAACCCCGCCGCCGAUCAACCUGCCAGCACCGGUCCGGUCCCUCUAUCAACGAGCAACGAUGCCACGAAAUCUUCCAACUGGUACGAUGAGGAUCUGAGUGCCAAGAACCUGCUGGGCUCAACGCGAGCUCAGGCGUCUACAGCUUCCGCUCCAGACGGUACCUACAAGGGCGCGGCCAACUAUUCCUCGUUCAUUCAGAAGAAUCCCGAUGCGCCGAGCAAGCAAUUCGGUCCGAUUAAAGCGCCCACGAACGUCCGAACUGUGACAGUAAUGGACUUUGCCCCUGAUGUUUGUAAGGACUGGAAACAGACUGGGUGGUGUGGAUUCGGCGAUUCCUGCAAAUUCCUACACGCCCGCGAGGACUACAAACAAGGCUGGGAACUAGAUCGUGACUGGGAAAUCGGCACCAAUGGCAAGAAAUUGAGCGGACGGGUGGUGUCGCAAAGGAAAGGCGCUGGCAAGACUGCCGAGGAUGACGAGGACGAGGAUGAUGACGAGCUGCUGGACAGCAUCCCCUUUGCCUGCAUUAUCUGUCGGAAACCAUACCAGAACCCGAUCAUCACCAAGUGCGGGCACUACUUUUGCGAAUCUUGCGCGCUGCAACGGUAUCGCAAGAAUCCGUCUUGUGCGGCGUGCGGGGCGGGUACGGGUGGUGUGUUUAAUACUGCGAAGAAGCUGAAUGCUUUGCUGGAGAAGAAGCGGGAGAAGGCACGGAAGGAGCGCGAGAAGGCGAUUGAGGAGGGUGAGGAGGUGAGCGAGGAAGAGGAGAAUGAGGGCAGUGAGUAG